AUGGCCGGUGAACAAGACAAAAAACCCGCCGUCCUGAUUGUAGGUGGUCUAGGCUUCAUCGGCCGACACCUCGCUCUCCAUCUCCACGAAAACAACCUAGCGUCCGAGGUCAGGCUUGUGGACAAGGUUCUUCCCCAGUUGGCUUGGUUGGCGCCCGAGUUUGAGGAGGCUUGUUCCAGGGACAAAUUCGUUCAGGCCGAUGCCAGUCGAGAACAGCACUUUCCUCGUAUCUUUGACCGCGCGAACGGCGAACAAUUCGACUAUGUGAUCAACUGCGGCGGCGAAACGCGACAUUCGCAGCCGGACGACGUCUACGAACUCCGCAGCUACGCCCUGACCGUGGCGCUUGGCCGUGAAGUGGCCCGACGGGGCAUCCGCUCUUUCGUUGAGUGCUCAACCGCCCACGUCUACAAGCCUGGCUCCGGCCCGCGGAAAGAAGACGACAAACUCGAACCGUGGCACAACCUGGCCAAAUGGAAGCUGAAGGCGAGCGAUGAGCUCCGGAAGAUCCCCGGUCUGAACUACUGCCUCCUACGCCUUCCAUACGUGUACGGCGAGUAUUGUUCCGGGUAUUUCGCAACGGGUAUCUGUCUGGCCCGGGUGCAUCUGGAGAUGCAGAAAGAUCUGGAGCUCCUUUACACCAAGGAUCUGAAAAUUAACACCGUUUAUGUUAAAGAUGCGGCUAGCGCCCUGUGGAAGGCUGCGGAAUGGCGAUACAAUGCCCCUGCGGAUGAAUCAACUCCCUUGGCUUUCAACGUGGUCGACCACGGUAACACCCGUCAGGAAGACAUUGCCAAUGCCUUGACGACUGUUUUCGGUCUGAAUUGCUCGUUCCUGGGAUCCUUGGCAUCGCAGUUGGCGAAGCUGAACAUGGAUGACGUUGUGGAUGAUAUGAACGAGGAAUGUCUGCAGGUCUGGGCGGAGCUGCUCGAGGAGAAGAAGAUCGAACGACCCGGCCCUAUCGGUCCGUUCUUGGAGAAGGAUAUCCUCAAGGACUCGGACAUGUGUCUAGAUGGCUCUCUUUUCGAGAAGACCACCGGCUGGAAGCCCACCCGGGAAAGCUUCGGCGCCGACAGUGUGCGGGACAUGGUUGACAGCUACAAACGCAUGGGCUGGUGGCCGUAA
Messenger RNA from Aspergillus terreus NIH2624, 1125 nucleotides. Its product is annotated as NAD-dependent epimerase/dehydratase family protein. Lineage: Eukaryota; Fungi; Ascomycota; Eurotiomycetes; Eurotiales; Aspergillaceae. The record is from RefSeq and is a predicted model, not a curated record. The transcript has 3 exons. Bases 1 to 1125 code for a protein of 374 amino acids.